AUGAAUACCGACAUUGAAGAAAUGACCUGCACGUCUGUAGACCUCGAUGGCUUCGGCUCUACUGCAGAUGACGCUUGGUUCAACCAACACACGGCACCCAUGGACGGCGAGGAAGAGACAGGAGCGCAUCCCCAUCAAGCUGCAGCUCUGAAAGCUUAUCUGAAAGGCGAAUCCAAGCCAUCCGAGACAGCUGUUGCCAUGACCAGACCUCAUGACUCUUUGCGCCCUGCUGAGGAGCGCCCCAGCCUGUUUCAUAUCAGCGGCGCCCAGGUUGGGCACAAGUAUGCAUUCCCUGAUCCGAAUGACAUGGAUAGGCUUCGUCGUUUGCUGGAGAAGACCGACCUACGGGACCGCGUACUGGGCAUAAUCGAAGACGCGCUUUUUGAGCUACCUGAAAGCCACACGCCCGCUCUAGUCGAACUACUAAAAGAACUCAGUCAGCUGCCAGAUGAAGAGCAUGGCGAGCCAGUAUGGCGAAAUCUUGUCAGCUUCGGCCACUCAUGGUCAGAUAAAUGGAAGCAGAGUCACUGGCGGGAAGCUUUGGCGACGCGGGAUCCAGCCACGAGAGCAAAGAGACGCAAGGCCCAUGUACACCUGGCCUUUGUGGAGGCGUCUUGUGCAAUGGCUGCCCCGGGACCGAAUGCUGAAGAUGGUCUCUUGCCACUGAGCUGGGGCUAUGAGUGCAUUUCUGAGGCGCUUGAAUGCCAGGAUGCAAUGUGGGACUUUGAAGUGCCUGCUGCAGUCGUGUGGAUCAAGAUUGCCGGAGAAAGACUCAGAGAGGGCGCAAGGAAAGGCGAGAAGUGCUGGGCGUUGGAGAGAAAGGGGAGGCUUUGGGCAGCAGGGCCGAUGAGCAUGGAUCGGUGGAACUUCUGGCUGAAAAGACUCGAGCAGAUUGAGGAGAUCGGCAAUGUUAUCUCGUCAGGUGCAAAUGAAGGCCUUCAAAAUACUCAAGCCCAAGGUCAAGAUUAG
This is a messenger RNA of Penicillium salamii, 969 nucleotides long. The record is from the annotation of a GenBank genome assembly. NCBI's taxonomy places the organism in Eukaryota, Fungi, Ascomycota, Eurotiomycetes, Eurotiales, Aspergillaceae.